Molecule: messenger RNA, 2420 nt
Organism: Alternaria rosae
Lineage: Eukaryota; Fungi; Ascomycota; Dothideomycetes; Pleosporales; Pleosporaceae
Exons: 3
Coding region: 240-2171 (643 amino acids)
Biological process (GO): actin filament polymerization
Cellular component (GO): actin filament; cytoplasm
Molecular function (GO): actin binding; microtubule binding
Source: RefSeq, a predicted model, not a curated record
AGCACCGCCAUUCUUCUUACCAACACCGUGGCAAUCUCCACGCGGCACCUCGACAUUCACCUCGCCAUCCGCACGCAGCCUCGACUGGCUUACCAAGCGGACUGCGACUCUUCCCAUGUGCUGCCUAAUAGUGGAGUGAGGAGCACGCCCCACCAGCCACGCCCAAGCCCAACGGCUGAGCACUCGAGCACGCCCAAACCUCGACCAACUCCUCGCUCGAGGUCGCGAAGCACGCCGCAAUGCCUUCGAUUCUCUCCGACGAGGACAAGCAGACGGUGAAGCGCACCGUGCCCAAGUCGGCCAACAAGAUCCACACCGUCGCCGUCGCCAAGUUGUACAUCGCCUACCCCGACCGGCACCGAUGGACCUACACGGGCCUGCAGGGCGCCGUCGUGCUGGCAAACGACCUGGUCGGCAACACCUUCUGGCUCAAGAUGGUGGACAUAUCGCCCCAAAGUCGCGGUGUCAUAUGGGACCAGGAGAUCUACGACACCUUCUCGUACAACCAGGACCGCGUCUUCUUCCACACCUUUGAGCUCGAGGACUGUCUGGCCGGCCUGUCUUUUGCCGACGAGAAGGAAGCCAAGACAUUCAAGAAGAAGCUCGACGACCGCGAAAAGAACGCCCACAAGAACACCAAGAACAAACCCUUCAGCGCAUCCGCAGGCACCAGCGCGCCUACAGCCAACGGCAAGAGCGGAGGCCAUGGCCACGGCCUGCUGGGAAGGCUCACCGGACACCGCCAUCCUUCCUCACCCGGCCCGCCGCCAGCGUCCAUCAUUCCACCCACCAACGUCACAUCGCCUGUGCAGAGCACCCACUCCAACGCUACCAGCGCUCGCAACUCCGCCAUCGACACCACCGACCCAUCAUGGAAGCCGCUGUUGAAGGAACUGCUGGCAAUGGGCAUCACCGAAGACCAGAUCGAAGAAAACGCCGAUUUCAUCAAGCUAUACAUUGAGCAGCGGAAGCAAGAGGAGAAGCUCAAGGAUGAGAACAACCAGCGCAAAUCCAGAGCGCCUCCGCCUCCACCACCGAGUGCGCCUCCCAUGGCCGCAUCUCUCAGCCCUCAGAACACAGGCGGUUCCAAACGAGGUCCUCCGCCCGCACCUCCGCCAGCGCGAAGGACAAGGACGGACGCAGCCCUCAACCGCAACUCUUCAGGAAGCCCUGCGCCGCCAUCACCACCGCGCGAAGCUUCACCGUCUCCAGGACCGCCCAAACCAGUCUUCAGAGCGCCUCCUCCACUUGCAGAAGCAGGAAAGUUCGCGAAUCUACCUCCUGCACCACCAGGCAGGGCGCGAGCCUCAUCCAACGCCGCCAACCCAGGUCCUCCACCGCCGCCACGCCCACCCAAGACACCCGUACCCGACGAAGAGAGGCCAGUGGGAGGCAAGUUCGGUGUACCUCCGCCCUUCACAGGCAACCGCGUACCGUCUGGCCCACCUCCACCACCCCCAAGCCGAGGGCCAGUUCCUCCACCGCCUCCCGCAAGAGACACGCCAUCUGCGCCUCCUCCACUUCCACCCAAGACCUCGGCAGCCCCGACACCACCCCCGGUCCACAACAUACCGCCGCCUCCUCCGCUACCGCCAUCUUCAUCUCGACCUACACCAGCACCCCCUUCGAGCGCGGCACCAGUCCCGCCGCCUCUACCCCCAACAAGCAAUGUAGCGCCGACACCACCUCCGCCGCCGCCCAUGCCGGGACGAUCGAUUCCUCCUCCUCCACCGAUGCCCAACAGCUCAGCACCCCCUCCACCACCUAUGCCAAGCACAGGCGCACCACCGCCACCGCCAAUGCCUCCUGGCUCUGUACCUCCUCCGCCGCCGCCAAUGCCUUCACGAAGCGCUGUGGCACCUCCUCCACCUGGCCCCCCUCCCCCACCGAGCGGCGGCGCACCUCUGCCCAAACCAGCGCCAGGACGAGACGGCUUGCUAGCGGAUAUUCGAGGAGGAGCGAGGUUGAAAAAGGUUUCGGAUUCAGAAAAGAAGGAUCGCAGUGGAGCCGCAGUUCCUGGUGCGGAACCUGCUGGAGGCGCCUCUGGAGGAGCCAGUGGCGCGGCUACACCUGGAGAUGCUGGCUUGGCUGGAGCACUGGCUAGUGCUCUUGCGGCAAGAAAGUCAAAAGUUAGUCACAGUGACGAUGAAUCCGACAAAGAUGAUUGGUAAACGUAUAGAACUCAGAAGUAGCGACAAAUCGACAAGCCAGGCCAAUCACAACCUCAUCCAAACGCCGAGAAACCCGCGACGCCCAGUCAUAAGAUAUGAGGAUGUGGGAAGGGCCAUCAGAACGUGUACCCGGGUGAUGUAACGUGGCAGGAGCGCCACAAGCAAUUUCAAGAGCAGAGCCGCUUGGCUGAUUAGUGUGAAAAUGAUAGUUGAUACCAAGAAUGAUAAAGUAUAUUCUUCGUCUUCAAA